GCCGAGGGGCCGCGAGAGCUUUGCAGCCGCCUUCACCGCCUUUGCUGGGGGUGGCUGCAGCCAGAGAAACACACCAAGGCCCAGAUGUUAGACCGGGUGAUCUUGGAGCAGUUUCUGGCUGUCCUGCCCACGGAGAUGCAGCGCUGGGUGUGGGAGUGCCGGGCGGAGACCAGCUCCCAGGCGGUGGCCCUGGCCGAAGGGUUCCUCCUGAGCCAGGCAGAGGAGAAACAGCAGGAAGGGUACCAGGUUCUGAGGCCCUUCCUGGAGGUGAGCACUAAUUGUCCUGAGGGAAGGGUGGAUCCUGCAAAUCCCUCUCAGGAGUUGUGUCUCAGAGGGAUCUUGAAGGAAGAAAGUCAACAUCAGGAUACCUCACUAGGGAACAAAAUGGAGUCACCGUUGUUCAUAGGAUCAUCUCCUUAUACUGGUGGAGCUGAAAGAGCAGCUGGACCUCCAGCUCAGGGCCCUGUGUCCUUUGAGGAGGUGGCCAUUCAUUUCACCAGUGAAGAGUGGUCGCUGCUGGAUUCCAGCCAAAAGGCCCUGCACCGAGAAGUCAUGUUGGAGACGUCUGGGAAUGUGGCCUCCUUAGGUAAGGGUUCCUCUGGAGGAAAAUUAAGUCAGAGUGGGAA
Molecule: messenger RNA, 626 nt
Organism: Python bivittatus (Burmese python)
Lineage: Eukaryota; Metazoa; Chordata; Lepidosauria; Squamata; Pythonidae
Source: RefSeq, a predicted model, not a curated record